CCAACAUGUGUGACUCACGCGGCGCCGCGGUGCGGGCGAUCGCAUCCGACGAUGGAAUUGCGCCCGCGCCGGCUGCAAGACCCAUCAUGGAUUGCCGAUUCCUACAGCGUGGGAAUAAAUCUGUAUCGCAAUUGCGAUCCCAUAAUUAUGCUCCAGAGACCUCAUACGAGAUACCACGGGGUGGUCGCAAUACGCGAACGUUACGAAGAUACAGGACGAUGAAAAAUAUCUGGUAUCUCGAGCCAAGAUUCUUCGAACAAUGGGAUAUCUUCGGGACCGAGUCGACCACGGUGGACAAUUAUUACCCCGAUUGCCGGAAGAUAAUACUUCAUCGGCGAUAAAAUAAUGAAAUAAAAAUUUUCUGUCGAUCGAAUGAA
This is a messenger RNA of Acromyrmex echinatior (Panamanian leafcutter ant), 377 nucleotides long. RefSeq lists its product as uncharacterized. The record is from RefSeq and is a predicted model, not a curated record. Lineage: Eukaryota; Metazoa; Arthropoda; Insecta; Hymenoptera; Formicidae.